UGGAGGCAGAUGGGGAAGGGUAGGUGUGUAGUUAUGAUGGUGAUAGAGCAGGUGGGUAGUAAUGGUACGGUUUAAAUAUCUGAGUAGUUGGUUGGUGGUGUGCAGUCGUGUAAUGACUGGGAAGUUACAGUAUGGUGAUUCAGUUGAAGUAAGUGUGCAGAUACCCGAGAGCGAGAAUCUGGGCUGAAGUGUGGACGUGUCCUGCUGAAGUGGUCAAAGUAGAAGAAACUGCUGACAUCCACUUCGACUGUGUAACUCCCGACAUGAACGCAUCUAAACAGUGUGUUUCUGUAACCUGCACCAGUGUACUGUGCUGAUGGCCUCUAAGCUGCUGGACAGACUUCGCCGCUCGCUGUUCAAAGAAGGCGAGCUCCAGGUGGACACGGAGGACGCCGAUGCCUUUCCGGAAAGCUCUGAACUUGAGGACGACACCGACAACGUCUCAUCCAGGCUCAGCGGGACGCUCUGCUUUGAAGGCGACGGUGUCAUGGAUUCAGAAGAUGCUGGUGAAACAUCCGGCCUGGACAGUGAUUCGGACUGCUUCGCAGAGUCCAUCGAUAACGUGUGCAGCAGCACAGAUAUAAGCCCCACGGGCCCGACCCUUAAGGGUUCGAACAUGCUCACCCGACAGCUACAGGAGAGCUGGAAAAAUCUGCGCACUCGCUGUGUGGUAGAAAAAAUCCUUUUCGAAGUGACUGAUGCCACUGUGGUGCAAGAGGCAAACUCCAAAUAUGUGCUUUACACAAUUCAUGUCAUCCUCUCGGGCACGUUCGACAAAGCCCCCGCAGUCAUCGCACGUCGCUACACAGAUUUCGAGCGGCUGCACCAUCUCCUUCGCCGGCAUCACAGAGAAGCCAUGGAAGGGGUCCACUUUCCACGUAAGAAGCUGCGCCGGAACUUUGCAGCCGAAACCAUUGGCAAGCGGAGCCGUGCAUUCGAGCAGUACCUCUCACAUCUUCAUUCGUUGACUGAGGUGCGAGCUUCAUCUGCCUUCCUGGAGUUUUUUUACCUGAGCGAACUGCGCAGCGGGCAGACCCUGCUGCGUUCUGGUCGCUACGAGGAAGCGCUGGCUGCUCUGGUUAAUGCACUGCGCCUCCAGGAGAAACUGGACUCGCCACACAAGAUACACAGGCUCUUCACACUCUCAGCAGUGGCGAUUUGCUACCAGGAGCUGGAGAGGCUGAGCGAGGCCCAGGAGCACUGCGAGUAUGCGCUCAAUAAACUAGUGCCCUCUUUCCACAUGCAAAAAGUACAACUAAAGCAACUCCACCCACUACUAGUGCCGCUUCUUCAGGCCAACGUUCGGCUCUGCUGGAAGAUUUCCAAGGACAAGCGACGAUGGGAGGCACUGCUGCAUGAGAUCCAGGAGCUCGGUGUUGAUGUCGAAAAUCAGCCUGAUUUGAAGGAAUGUAUAGUUAAAGAGAACCUAUUCGAAAGCGAGGGAUAGUUCAGGUAGAACCGAUGUUGGGCAUUUGACAGUCGGGAUUCAUUUAAUCUGUAAAGAAUAAUCAAGUCACACAAAUAGACACACACAUACAACUAUUUUAUACUAUUUUAUUAUAUUUUGCACACUGGUAUGUCUAAAUAACAUAAAUAAUCACUACAAUGAUGUGUGAUUUCUAUGCAGUGAAUUGAAAAUGGUUUAAGCACAGCCUUAGUAGAAAUCUAUUUUUAUAAAGUAUAUUUUUCAUUUGUCCCCAAAUAUUAUUGGGUGCAGUAUAAACCAGAGAAUGUUGUUUUAUGAAUGCACAUUGAUAAACUGCAUUAAGGGAAAUAAGUUGAUUUAGAACUUUAAUAUUUUUAAUAACGUUUUUACAGUUUUUAGCCACUAAUAUACUUCUCUUCUAGUAUACUCACGUAUCCAUUCAUUUCAGCUGUAAAUGCUGUGCAUAUUUACAGAGAUUGAAUAUUAGGGUUUUUUUUGGCUGCACAUUGACUUCAAUUCUCUGUUUUUGUGUAUAUAUAUAUAUAUAUAU
Silurus meridionalis is the source of this 1976-nucleotide messenger RNA. It is a transcript of the gene snx21, whose product is annotated as sorting nexin family member 21. The record is from RefSeq and is a predicted model, not a curated record. NCBI's taxonomy places the organism in Eukaryota, Metazoa, Chordata, Actinopteri, Siluriformes, Siluridae. Gene Ontology annotation, biological process: protein transport. The transcript has 5 exons. Gene Ontology annotation, cellular component: early endosome membrane. The coding region runs from base 317 to 1447 and encodes 376 amino acids. Gene Ontology annotation, molecular function: phosphatidylinositol phosphate binding; protein binding.